Molecule: messenger RNA, 987 nt
Organism: Symbiodinium pilosum
Lineage: Eukaryota; Dinophyceae; Suessiales; Symbiodiniaceae
Source: the annotation of a GenBank genome assembly
AUGGCAGACCCUGCUGGGAUUGGGAUGCCUGCGGUGGGGUUGGGCUGCUGGAAAGCUGAGAAGGGUGUAACAGAAGAGGUCGUAUACAAUGCGAUCAAGGUUGGCUACCGUCAUAUUGAUAGCGCGGCCGACUACGGAAACGAGAAGGAGGUGGGCGCAGGAAUCCGCCGGGCUAUUCAAGAAGGCUUGUGCACUCGCGGAGACUUGUGGGUCACGUCGAAGCUGUGGAACACCUACCACAGAAGAGAGCAUGUUCCCUUGGCGUGCCAGCGCACUCUUGAUGAUCUUGGACUAGACUACCUGGACCUCUACCUCAUCCACUUCCCGAUCUCGCUAGCUUUCGUGCCAUUCGAUCAGUGCUAUCCGCCAGAGUGGACUGACAAACCAGGGAAUGCGGGCCACAUGAUCUUGGAUCCUGUGCCAUACCGCGAAACCUGGGAAGCGAUGCAGACGCUGCAAGAAAGUGGCAAAGCGAAGCACAUCGGAGUUAGCAACCUGACCGCGCAGUCCCUGAUGGACGUGCUGUCCUACUGCAAGAUAAAGCCAGCCGUCAACCAGAUUGAGAGCCACGUCUAUCUGCAGCAGCCAGGGCUGGUGGCCUUCUGCAAGGCGCACAACAUUGGGGUGACUGCGUUUUCACCACUCGGGGCGAAGUCCUACGUAGGGAUCGGUUUGGCGACAGCUGAAGAAGACUGCUUCCUGGAGCCAGCUCUGAAAUCCAUUGCAGAUACGCAUGGCAAGACCGUCGGACAAGUAGUUCUGCGCUUUCAAGUGCAGAGAGGGUGCUCAGUGGUCCCAAAAAGCCAGAGCAUCGACAGAAUGAAAGAGAAUCUGGACGUUUUUGGGUUUGAGUUAUCUGCAGAGGAGAUGCGGGCAAUAGAAGGACUUGAGCGCAACCGACGCUUCAAUGAUCCUGGCGUUUUCGCGCGCGGCUGGGGUGCCCCAGGCUCUACAAUUGCUCUGGUUGGCCACCCGAUUUACGCUUGA